AUGAGGUAUCUAUCAAAAUCAAUCUUACUUCUCAAGAUCUCAUGUAUCUUAGCUGGACCUACAUCCACUCAACUUACAACCCUAAACCAAGAACCUAGUAAAGAUAAUACGAUUCGAGAUGACAGUCGAGGAGGUAUAAGCAGUACAUUUGAUGUCGCACUCCAUAAUCCUACCUUGGCGAUAUCCACCAUCGGAGCUCAAAUCGAAAUCAAUUGUCCAGCAGCUACUCUAUGGAAUCAACAAUACACCUUAAACUCAACCGAGACACCAGAUCCAGAUGAAGUAGAAGAGAAAUGGAUCGUUUCUUACUUACAAUCACAUCCAGAUCAAACCCUUUGGGAAUUGUUUACUCAUACACUUUAUAAUGAUAUUCAUAAAUGGGCAACCGGUGAAGAUCCUAUCGAAUCUGGUGCAGAUGCUGUCGUUCAUUUCGUUUCGGAUGUCGUUCAAAAUUUUAUUUUAAUGAUUUGGGCGGCAUUUAAAUGGGUGGUUAAGUUUCCUUUUCAACCAAAAACUGAAUGGAAACAGGUCAAAGGGUUUGCCAAUGAGCUUUGGGAUGGUUCUAAACUUGCUGGAGGUCUCUUUAUGGAUAACGCCAUCAAUGGUCUCAAGACGAUCGUAGGAGGUCUUAUGUUACAUUUACUUUUACAUCCAGCAGAGUUCACAGCCGAAAGUAUUUUACUGGUGGGUGCUGGGUUUCAAGUGAUUCAUGGUUUGAUACAUGGAAUGCAAGCAAUUGCUGGAAGUCUUCCACCCAUCGUUGGAAACUCAGUUAUGAGUGUCUUAAUCUUCAUUCACAUCUUGGACGAUCCACUCUUAAUCUUAACACCAAUCUUAACCAACACAGCACAAUCAGUUCAAGCCAUCGGUCAUGCAGGUGUGACGAUAGAAGAACCUGAAGAUAAUGGAGGAUUUACUUCGAAUGAUGGAUCAAGUUCAUUAACUUUACCAUCAGAUUAUCGAAUCCCAGUUUCAAACACAUGUCAAUUACUUUCACCUGAUUUAGCUGCACCACCAUUAACGUAUGAAGAAUUAUGUUUAACUAAAGAUCCGAAAAAUCUUAGAAAAAUCGUCUUUGGCACUACCAAAUCAUCAGUUGAAAUGAAUCGUAUCGAAAGAUUAGAAGCUUAUAAACAUGUUCGAAAGUUUUGGUGUUGUUAUGGUAAAGGAUCUAAAGUGGAAUUACCAUUAGGAGUAUUAGAUGAUCUACCUGGUCGGGAGAUUUGGGAAGGUAAAUCUUAUUGGAAUUCGAUUGAUGAUUGUGAUUCGAUUUAUAAUUCGACUAGUUCUUUACCUGUACCUGAUAGACUUACACUUGGUCUUUAA
Messenger RNA from Melampsora larici-populina 98AG31, 1326 nucleotides. RefSeq lists its product as uncharacterized. NCBI's taxonomy places the organism in Eukaryota, Fungi, Basidiomycota, Pucciniomycetes, Pucciniales, Melampsoraceae. The transcript is spliced from 4 exons. The record is from RefSeq and is a predicted model, not a curated record. Bases 1 to 1326 code for a protein of 441 amino acids.